UUGCCAAAAUGUCACACUUGUGGACAAGGCAUGUCUAUUGUCCACAAAAGCGAAAGGAGGAAAGAGAGUCCCUCCUUAUCAUGGAACAUGAAAACUGUUUUCAGUCUUUGAGAUGCCCCAACUUUCUGCAUCUUUUGUUCCUUCUUUUGUCUUAUUCAACCAAUCCCCCGCCGAGUCCUUCCAAUUUCACUUCCAGACAACAUUCUGUCCAAACAGCCACCCUCACCCACCUGCAGUCUCAUAUCACCUAAACCUAAUUCCCUGUAUUUUUCUCUUAUUAAUAUUAAUUAAUACAUCUUAUAUUAUAUAUACAUAUACUCUGUUAAUCAACACCACAAACAAACCCUAGCCUUGUUUGUUAAUUUAUUGGUCUAUUUUUUUCUCUCUUUGAACUUAUCAUGACCACUCUCUCUGAAGUCUACAGAGAACAUGCUAUCCCCCUCCGGCAUAUCGUUCCCCUGGACUUCCACUCCGUCCGGACCGUGCCCGACUCGCACGUGUGGCCUAAAUCCGAUGACUUCUCAUCCGAUGACCAGUUAUCAAUCCCAAUCAUUGACCUCAAAGAUCCCCUCGCUGUAAAACUUGCAGGCCAUGCAUGUGAAACAUGGGGUGCGUUCCAAGUUAUUAACCAUGGCAUUCCUUCGAAUCUUGUUGAAGAGGUGGAGUCUGAGGCUCGGCGGCUGUUCUCUCUCCCGGCUCAGCAGAAGAUGAAGGCGUUACGUGAGCCGGCAGGUGCCACUGGAUAUGGUCUAGCUCGGAUAUCCCCGUUUUUCCCAAAGUAUAUGUGGCAUGAAGGGUUUACAAUCAUGGGUUCACCGGUUGACCAUGCUAGGGCACUUUGGCCUAAUGACAAUGCACGUUUUUGCGACGUAAUAGAGAGGUAUCAGAAGAAGAUGAAAGAUUUAGCAGAGCAACUCACACAUCUCAUCCUCAAGUCAUUGGACGUUUCCCAAGAAGACCUAAGCUGGGACGUGGGUUCACCCUCUACCGCUCUUCAGCUGAACUCUUACCCUUCGUGUCCAGACCCGAAUCGAACCAUGGGUCUAGCCCCACACACAGACACAUCCCUCUUAACCAUUCUACACCAAAGUUCCAUAAGCGGUCUCCAAAUCUUCAAAGAAGGAGUCGGUUGGCUCUCAGUGCGACCCAUUCCCGGUGCCCUGGUCGUAAAUGUUGGCGAUCUUCUGCAUAUUCUGUCCAACGCUCGAUUCCCUAGUGUCCUUCACCGGGCCGUCGUAAACCGAGAUGGGUGUCACAGGUUAUCCGUGGCUUAUUUCUAUGGAAUACCCACAGAUUGUAAUGUAUCCCCGUUGGCAAAGCUCUUAAAUUCAGGCCAUACACCUAGAUACCGGUCUGUGACAGUGAAAGAAUAUAUGAUCCUUAAGUCUAAGAAUUUCGAGGAAGCACUUUCUUUGAUUGGAAUUUAAGUUUGUAGCUUUUUAACAUUAGUGGGACAAGUCAGUGUUCGGAUUUUGUGCUUUUAGCUUGGCACGUUGCUAGUUGGCAUUGCUAGUUGUAAUUAAAUAAAAUUAUCCUCCUUAAACUUUGCAUUAUUCUAUGUAAAAUUGAAAUGUAUAUUGUGAUUUUUUUUUUUGUAUA
Molecule: messenger RNA, 1599 nt
Organism: Theobroma umbraticum
Lineage: Eukaryota; Viridiplantae; Streptophyta; Magnoliopsida; Malvales; Malvaceae
Product: gibberellin 3-beta-dioxygenase 1-like
Source: RefSeq, a predicted model, not a curated record